Messenger RNA from Glarea lozoyensis ATCC 20868, 1455 nucleotides. Its product is annotated as Alkaline phosphatase-like protein. Gene Ontology annotation, molecular function: glycosaminoglycan binding; N-acetylglucosamine-6-sulfatase activity. The transcript has 4 exons. NCBI's taxonomy places the organism in Eukaryota, Fungi, Ascomycota, Leotiomycetes, Helotiales, Helotiaceae. The record is from RefSeq and is a predicted model, not a curated record. Gene Ontology annotation, biological process: glycosaminoglycan metabolic process. The coding region runs from base 1 to 1455 and encodes 484 amino acids.
AUGUCCUCUCUCCACUCCCUUCUCCGAUCUCUUUGCCUUCUCUUUCUCCUCCUCCAAUUCACAAACGCUGACCGCAAACAACCAAACAUCAUUCUCAUCCUGACCGAUGAUCAAGACCAGAAACUCCAAUCCCUUGAUUACAUGCCACUUCUCAAGAAGUAUAUUGCUGAUCAAGGAACCACUUUCAACAAACACUAUUGCACGGUGUCCAUCUGUUGUCCAUCGAGGGUCAAUUUGUUGACGGGAAGGGCGGCUCACAAUACUAAUGUGACAGAUGUUAUUCCUCCCUUUGGUGGAUAUCCAAAGUUCAUAGCCGAGGGUCUGAACGAGAACAAUCUGCCUGUUUGGCUUCAACAAGCUGGCUACAACACCUACUACGUUGGCAAAUACCUCAAUGGACAUACGCUUGAUAACUACAACAAACCACUCGCCAAAGGUUUCACCGGAUCUGAGUUUCUCCUCGACCCUUCCACCUAUCAAUACUACAAUGCUUCCAUGUCCCGAAAUGGUGGUAUACCAGUCAAUUACCCAGGACAAUAUUCAAACGAUCUCGUCGCCAACAAAGCAUACGAUUUCCUCGACGAUGCCAUCGCUGCUGGCAAGCCCUUCUUUCUAGGCAUAGCACCUAUAGGACCACACAGCGAAUUCCAAUUCGCAACCUUAGAAGCAUCCGCUCCUCAAUACCCCCCUCGCCACGCCAACCUCUUCAACACCAUCACCGUCCCUCGAACCCCCAACUUCAAUCCCUCCACCCCCGGCGGCACCUCAUGGAUCUCCACACUCCCCCCUCUAACACCCGAAGCCCUCGCCUACGGCGACACUUUCUACCGCGCGCGUCUCCGCUCCCUGCAAUCCAUCGACGAAAUGAUCGAGUCCCUCACGCUCCGCCUAAACACAAAGAAACUUCUCGAAAACACCUACAUAAUCUAUACCUCCGACAACGGCUUCCACAUCUCCCAACACCGUCUGCCCCCCGGAAAGAACUGCGGCUUCGAGGAAGACAUCAACAUCCCCCUCUUAAUCCGCGGUCCAGGCGUGUCCAAAGGCGUGUCCACCCAAAAAGUAAGCUCCCACACCGACAUCGCGCCUACAAUCAUGUCUCUCGCUCUCGGCAAGAACGGAUUAGACGGGCAUGGCUUCGACGGGAAGCCCAUCUCGCUCGACAUCAAAGAGGAAGGCGGCAGCGAUAGCGUCAAUAUCGAGUAUUGGGGGCGCGCCUUACCAGAGGGUGAUUUCGCAGCACAGCUGUUUUACGGGAAUAACACGUAUAAAGCGGUACGUAUCAUGGGAGAAGGAUAUAGUUAUUACUACGCCGUGUGGUGUACGAAUGAGAGGGAGUUGUAUGAUAUGUUGGCCGACCCCUACCAACUAACCAACCUCGCCCUCCCCAUCCCUUCCCCCAAUCCUGUCCCUAGCCCAUCAUCCACCCCCCGCACCCCCUCCCCGCCCUCCUAA